AUGCAGAAGCUGUUCGUGGGAAUGAGUGAUAGUCAGCGUAACCUCUUCGUGACAAGAACAAUCAGUACGUUAAGGACUCAAGCACAUGGACCUUUCUCAAACCCCCAUGCCUCUACGGGGACACAGUUUAUGCCGCCACAAUUUCCCCACUUCAUGUCACAACCCAGCAGCUAUAUGCAAUCGGCGCCCUUCUUUGGCCAACAACCCACCAACAAUAUGCCACGGCCCCCAAACUUUGGGGGACAACAACCUGUCCCACCAUUUCCUACAAAUCCCCAACAACCGACUGUGUAUAAUCCCCAAACACCAUACUACAUGCCUCACUUUUCGCCGCAACCGGGACACUUUGGUGGCGAUGGCAGUCCGGACCAACAUUGA
Molecule: messenger RNA, 378 nt
Organism: Morus notabilis
Lineage: Eukaryota; Viridiplantae; Streptophyta; Magnoliopsida; Rosales; Moraceae
Product: U1 small nuclear ribonucleoprotein C-like
Exons: 1
Coding region: 1-378 (125 amino acids)
Source: RefSeq, a predicted model, not a curated record